This is a messenger RNA of Vespa mandarinia (Asian giant hornet), 1279 nucleotides long. RefSeq names its product Pyruvate dehydrogenase E1 beta subunit (gene Pdhb). The record is from RefSeq and is a predicted model, not a curated record. Gene Ontology annotation, cellular component: pyruvate dehydrogenase complex. Gene Ontology annotation, molecular function: pyruvate dehydrogenase (acetyl-transferring) activity. Gene Ontology annotation, biological process: pyruvate decarboxylation to acetyl-CoA. Lineage: Eukaryota; Metazoa; Arthropoda; Insecta; Hymenoptera; Vespidae.
GUUCAUAUUUCUGGUGAUGGUGAAAAAAUAAUUGGAAUCCUGAUUUAGAGACCCCCGACGGAAGGCACGAGGUGUAAGAGCAACGUAUAACGAUCGUGACAAUAGUUAGUGCUGUCCCACUCGAGCUCAUUUGUUCCAUUUAGAAGGCCUAAUAAUGCUUACGGUAAAUACAAGACUUCGACAAGGCACACAUGAUUCAAGUAACUGCUUUGAGAGGGAUCGCACGACGAUCGUUUUCAACAUCAAAAUGUGCGCCAGCACAACAGAUGACCGUACGAGAUGCUUUAAAUUCUGCCCUGGAUGAAGAGAUGGAAAGAGAUGAGAAAGUGUUUUUACUUGGAGAGGAAGUAGCGCUUUAUGAUGGAGCAUACAAGGUUUCUAGGGGUCUCUGGAAAAAAUAUGGUGAUAAACGUGUCAUUGAUACACCGAUCACAGAGGCUGGUUUUGCUGGCAUUGCUGUUGGUGCUGCAAUGGCUGGCCUCCGACCAAUUUGCGAAUUUAUGACUUUCAAUUUUGCUAUGCAAGCAAUCGAUCAAAUAAUUAAUUCUGCUGCUAAAACCUUUUAUAUGUCUGCGGGAAAGGUUAAUAUACCUAUUGUCUUUCGUGGUCCAAAUGGUGCGGCUGCAGGUGUAGCAGCUCAACAUUCUCAGUGUUUUGGUGCUUGGUAUAGUCAUUGUCCUGGCUUAAAAGUGGUUUCGCCUUAUAAUAGCGAAGAUGCAAAAGGUUUAUUAAAAGCUGCUAUAAGAGAUCCUGAUCCAGUUGUUGUAUUGGAAAAUGAGAUUCUCUAUGGAGUUCAGUAUCCUAUGUCAGAUCAAGCUUUGGAUAAAAAUUUCCUUCUACCUAUUGGUAAAGCAAAAAUAGAACGUGUUGGAAAUCAUGUUACUUUAGUGGCACAUUCCAAGGCUGUUGAACAAGCUCUUGAAGCAGCUAAUGAACUUGCUGGAAAAGGGAUAGAAGCAGAAGUAAUCAAUCUUCGUUCCCUUAGACCACUAGAUAUUGAUACUAUUGUGCAAUCUAUAGUGAAAACAAAUCAUUGUGUUACUGUAGAACAGGGUUGGCCGCAAUGUGGCAUAGGAGCAGAAAUUAGUGCAAGAAUCUCUGAAAGUGAGGCCUUUUAUCAUCUAGAUGCACCAGUAAUUCGUGUUACAGGUGCUGAUGUUCCUAUGCCAUAUGCUAAAAGUUUGGAAAUAGCAGCUUUACCUCAAGGAAGCGAUGUAGUAUUUGUUGUAAAUAAAUUAUUAGGGGUAGAGUAGUAAAUGGUAGAAAUAUUUAGGUACAA